UCUCUCCCUAUUGGCUGCCGGCGGCUGUCACUCAAGCGCGCCCCCUUUAAAAGCGGAGUCGGCGCGGAGCGGCGCAGAGCGGCGGAUGGCGAUGAGUGCGCGCAGCCCCGAUGCAUCCCCGCGUCCUACGGAGGCACCCGGAGGGCAGCAGGAAGCCAAAGCUGCCGACCCCAAAAGGACGGAGGAGGAGGAGGAGGAGCUGAUCGACAUCGAUCUGAGCGCACCCGAAACGGAGCGGGCGGCUCUCGCCAUCCAGGGGAAAUUCCGCCGUUUCCAGAAACGCAAAAAGGAAUCGGGACCCUAAAGAAC
Messenger RNA from Lagopus leucura (white-tailed ptarmigan), 309 nucleotides. It is a transcript of the gene PCP4L1, whose product is annotated as Purkinje cell protein 4 like 1. The transcript has 3 exons. Lineage: Eukaryota; Metazoa; Chordata; Aves; Galliformes; Phasianidae. The record is from RefSeq and is a predicted model, not a curated record. Bases 86 to 304 code for a protein of 72 amino acids.